GUCAGGCAGAGCCCUGAGGGGGAAAUUCCACUGGGAGACCAUUGGUAGGUUGCGUUAGAAAUCCAGUUUCAUCCCAAAAGGUGGUCGGUCGAACGAGUGGCUCUGAAAACCUGUCAGUUUUUCCUUCUUGGGCUUCACCCUUCCUGGUGGACAUUGAACUCUGCAUUUCGAACCCGUCUUCAGCUUCAAACCUGGAAAUGUCACCCCACUGCAUAGAGGAAUUCUCAGGCUCCGGGUUUCGUCCUUUUGGAUCUUGCCCCCAUUUUGACAACUCUGCGCUUUUGGACCUGGGGAAUGGAAAGUAGGGCAGUUUUUGGAGUUGGGGCCCUUGGCUGUUCUUUCUUUCCAGAGCGACUCACCGCUGUCCGGAAAGAUGGGCUCGAAUUCCUCAAAGGCCCAUCGGAAGGUGACUAAAGUAGCUCCCAUGCCGAUGAACGAGGAGAGGCCGCAGCUCCCGAGCAGAGUGGCCGUCUACACGUUCCAGAGCCCUCAGAGGGAGACAAGUCGGAACACAUUUGCCUCCUGGAAUCCAGCAUUGGACAAACACCUUCCGCCCCUGAGAGAAAUGGGACAAGGGGCAUAUCCCACAGUGCCGAGGCCUGUUCCGCUAGACCUGAAGAUGGAAGCAGGAGGACAAAGCAUCAUCAAGCAGCAUCCUCCCCGAAGGCCUCAGAAGUUGGAGCCUUUCAUUCUUGCAAAGGACAUCCCUGCAGACAGGUUCUUAAGCCUGCCGUGUGGUGGAGCAGCAUACAAAGCAAAGGAGCAAGAUAAAGGAGGGAAAGCUGUUCUGCACCCCGCUGGAAGCCGGCAGUAUCUAUUGAAGAUGAAGAUGCUGGAACAAAGGAAAGAGGCAGAACUGAAGAGAUGCUUGCAGCAGGAGGCAAGACUUAACAAGCCAAAAGCGAGGGACCUCAGCAUCAGCGAAACUCCUGGGUGUGUGCCGGGAAAUAAUAGCUCCGAAGAUGAGGAGCUUCUUGCCCUUGAGAGUGACCAGACAUUUGACAGAGACCACGACGAUCGGUGGAGUGGAGAAUUUCCAAAAGAGCUUGGACCUUCUGAACCCCACCAAGGGCAGAGGGGUAAAGUGGAGACGUGGUUGCUAAAGCAGCAGGCAAGAAGGGAAUCUUUCUGGGAUGCAUCCAGCACGGACUCAGAGAACUGGGAAGGUGACGGCGACUUGGAGAAACCUCGCCGGAGACCAGCCUUAGUGAGGACUAAGACGGAGAGGAUUGCUCUGUUCGACGAGUUUUUUGAUAGAGAGUUCUGAGCUAGAGAGUCGCCAGAAAGGCCCCAGAGGGAACGUCAGGUUGGCGAGGACGAGAGCGAGCCUUCCAGCCAACAAGGCAGGUGUCAUGGCGGCUAAGAGACCGACACCCUCCAAUCUCACUUCUGCCAUGGACUCACAAGCUUCUCUCUUGCUCUGCAAAAUGGGGGGGUUUCAGCAGCUUACCUUACAAGGUAGGUGUGUGAAGCGUCGGGCAUACUUGGAAGUGUUAUACCAAUGCUAAGUAUUAUUACAAAGUCCUCAAUGGCUCGAGACCAAAGGACCUGCAAGUGUGACUAUAUCACCAGGGGAGGCCCUGUUCUUGAUGCUUCCUGGUUGGCAAUGACCCAAUGACAGGGCCUUCUUUGUGGUGGUCUCUUUGUGGAAUGCCUUCCCUGGUCAGCUGAGUCUCUCUCUCCCUCCCCCCCCCCACUUUCAGGAGAAAUUUAAAGGCAUUCCUGUUUACCCAGGCAUUUGGGGGCCAAGAGACCUUGAAAUUAGGAGCUGCAAGGGAAAUCUGAUUGCUUUUCAAUGUUGUUGUAUGUUCUCAAUGGUUUAAAAUGGUUUCUAAAUGUUUUACACAUAUGUUUUGUUUUAAACUGAAUUGUUUUAACAUUUGCUAUGUUUGCCACCUUGGGCUCCUUUGGGCAGAAGGGUGAGAUACAAAUUUAAUAAUAAAAUAAAAUUAUAAAACCCUGGUUCAGCCAUUGGCAUGCCUUGGUCAAUAACUAAACUAAGUUGCAUGGGAACCACAAGUUUUGCUGCAGUGCUCUGCUGAGAUAAGCACAUUUAACAGCCUUUAUUCCAGCUCAGCCGAGUAUAGUCUGUUGUUGCAGCGACUCUCCACGAUUUCUGGUGGAGACUUUCCCCAUCCCAGCUACCUGAGAUAAUUACCUUUUGAGUGGAGUUACCUUUUUAGCAGAGCUGCUUAAAGCUACAGCAAGCUGCCUCCCUAGCUGGUUUGGGGGCAACUCCUGGUUCUGGUGUAGUUCAAAUAAAUGAGCCCGUCUCCCUCAUUCUCUUCAGUUCAGGUAGAUGGCUAGCGCAGCUCGGAAGGGUCCUCGUGCAAACAGACAUGUGUGCAACGGUAGAGGCUUGGAUGGAAAGCUUAAAUCCUGCCGCCACUACACUGGAGAGGGAUUGAAGAAAAGGAAAUAUGAAUUGCCCCCCACCCUGUAGCUUGUCCAAUCGUGGCUAGGAGCCAAGUAGAGUCAUAGAUCUAAAAAGAAAAAGAAAAAAAGGUGUAGACUCGCACACACUGGCCAGCUUCCAUUUUGACUUGAAAUGUUCAUGUUGGGCUUCUCUGAAGUAUGUAAAGGCAAGAAGCGGGCAGGGGGAGUGUCGGCUCACAAUGGCACCCACCUGAGAGGUGCAAGAACUGCGCUCUGGCCCAUUCCAGGCUGGAAAAAAGCACUGUAAAGAACUAUCGUACUUUGAAAAGCUGCCAUCAUUGGACCAAGCACUUUGGUUGAAUGAAACGAAAUACAGUGGUACCUCGGUUUAUGAACACAAUUGGUUCCAGAAGUCUGUUCAUAAACUGAAGCGUUCAUAAACUGAAGCGAACUUUCCCAUUGAAAGUAAUGGAAAGUGGAUUAAUCUGUUCCAGACAGGUCCGCGGAGUACUCAACCUGAAGCGUACUUAACCCGAAGCAUGGGUGUAAUUGGUUCCGGAAGUCUGUUCAUAAACUGAAGCGUUCAUAAACUGAAGCGAACUUUCCGAUUGAAAGUAGUGGAAAAUGAAUUAAUCCAUUCCAGAUGGGUCCGCGGUGUUCGUAAACCGAAAAUUCAUAAACCGAGGUGUUCAUAAACCAAGGUUCCACUGUACUUUUAUGUGCCUUUUGAAUAAAUGUGCAAUUAAUUGUUACUGUUUUGAAUUUUAUGGUGCUAUUAUCUUCCUUAGUGGGUUGUGCAAACUGCUGUUCUGGACCAUGCUUUUUAUAGGGCAGAGUAGGGGGCACUGGGGGUGAGUUUAUGGAACCGCAAAGGUUUGGGAACCACUGGUGUAAUUCAGCUUUGUGCUGUGACGUACAUCCUGUCCGUGCAAGAGUCCCAGCUCGCCACAUGGUAUUAUUCCCCAUUCAAGCCCCCCAUGUGCUGUUCCGGGGGUUCUCCUGAGCACUCGAGCCAAUUUUCAGUGCAGGGGUGGGGUGGGGGAGAAAAGCCAGGGGAAGCCCCACUGUGCAUAU
Messenger RNA from Zootoca vivipara (common lizard), 3450 nucleotides. It is a transcript of the gene CCDC198, whose product is annotated as coiled-coil domain containing 198. Lineage: Eukaryota; Metazoa; Chordata; Lepidosauria; Squamata; Lacertidae. The record is from RefSeq and is a predicted model, not a curated record.